Molecule: messenger RNA, 1253 nt
Organism: Diabrotica balteata
Lineage: Eukaryota; Metazoa; Arthropoda; Insecta; Coleoptera; Chrysomelidae
Source: the annotation of a GenBank genome assembly
AAAGUCAGUCAUAAAUUAAUUAUGACAAAUGUCACUAAUGUUUUUUUUGUUGUUUUACCAAAAUUGUGCUCUAAAAGUGUAUAACUGUAAUUUAAAUAUUAUUAAUGGUAUUCCACUAUUUUAAAACAAAUCGCUUCAGUAUUAAAUACUUGAAAACUAACGUUUUAAAAUGGAAAUAGCUUCCCCCAGAUCGAGUGUUUCAUCCGACCAAAAUGCAUCCAAAACAAAAUCCUUACUGGGCUCUAGUUUUACUAAAAGAGUUUCUAUCGCGGAUGAAAAAAGCACUAUUGUACAUCUAGUAUAUAAUAAAUCACUGCAAGAUAUGGUAGAUCCAAAAGUUUUAUGUACUUCAGAUCUAACUGUAGGAGAAAAUUCAAAAGAUACCAUACAUACUGAAUUCACUCUAAACAACACCAGCGAUUAUAAAACUGUCUUUGUAAAAUACUUACCAGAAAUUCAAAGUUUAGAAUUAGAUUCUAAACUUGAUAGUUUAGAGACAGAAAGCAUACGAAGUGAUCAAAUCGAAAUGCAUGUUGUUUUAAAAGAAAUUCUGCAAGGCAUAGUGUCCGCUGUCUCAGGAAAAAUGGUAACUGCUGAACCCCCUCCACGACCGAAAUCGAUGAUAAUGCCUUGCUUUGAAUUUACGUGUGAAUUUAAAAGAAAAGAACGGCAGAUCACUUGUAGUCCUUUCAAAGAUCUGGAAGUAUUUACGGAAGAGUUCGUAGAUUGCAUUAUCAACGAGGCCACAGCUGAAGUAGAAAAACAUUUAACCCAAUAUACAAGUAAUAGUGGUAAAAAGCAUAUGAGAUUAGAAGUGGAUGAUGAAUUUCAUCCAUCUAUAAUGAAGACCGCUUUCUCUUGGCCCACCAUCAAACAAUUCAACAUAGCUCUAGGUCUUCAAAAAAUAACUGAAUUCGUCAUGGCUUGCGGCGCUAAAGAACGAUGGUUAUUUGGAGUAUACUAUUUGGGAACUAUUAGAGAAGCAGUAUCAGCUUUUUAUGAAUACGAGGUCAUAUGUGCUUUACCAUCGCCAGUGUAUCCAAUAGCACAAGCAACGGCGAGUAUUUAUUUUGUGAUAGAAGUAUCACACAUUAUACCACCUACCUGUUCAGUAACGGUGACUUUUCAAUUCGAAACGAACAAAAGUGUGUAUAAUGCCGAGGUAACCGGACUCAAUGAGACUGCCUUGCUUCAUAUUCUAAAUUCUAAAAUUAAAAUUUAUAGUUCUUUGGAAUAUUAAAACAUAAGAUUUG